AUGCAGAAUAACUAUCAAGAAUAUGUGAAGCUGAAGGCACGAGUUGAGGUUUUACAACACUCACAAAGGAAUCUUCUUGGUGAAGAUCUGGCUCCACUUAGUCCUAGUGAACUUGACCAGCUUGAGAGUCAAGUAGACAAGACCUUGAAGCAAAUAAGAUCAAGAAAGACUCAAGUGUUACUUGAUGAACUUUGCGACUUAAAGAGAAAGGAACAAAUGCUGCAAGAUGCAAACAGGGUUCUGAAAAGGAAGCUGGACGAGUUUGAGGCAGAGGCUGCUUCUCCCCCGCAGGUAGCGUGGCAAGGUGGAGGCGGCAUGUUGUCUCAUGACCCUCCACAGCCAGAACACUUCUUCCUGGCUCUGGAGAGCAACCCAUCUCUGCAGCCUACGUAA
This is a messenger RNA of Miscanthus lutarioriparius, 393 nucleotides long. The record is from the annotation of a GenBank genome assembly. NCBI's taxonomy places the organism in Eukaryota, Viridiplantae, Streptophyta, Magnoliopsida, Poales, Poaceae.